This is a messenger RNA of Mercenaria mercenaria, 3268 nucleotides long. RefSeq names its product amine oxidase [flavin-containing] A-like. Gene Ontology annotation, molecular function: oxidoreductase activity. NCBI's taxonomy places the organism in Eukaryota, Metazoa, Mollusca, Bivalvia, Venerida, Veneridae. The transcript is spliced from 10 exons. The record is from RefSeq and is a predicted model, not a curated record. Bases 1 to 1488 code for a protein of 495 amino acids.
AUGAGAGAUAAGGCAACUUUCAGAAAGUGUUACAAGAAAGAGUCAGAGAUGAGAGAUAGAAAGUGUUACAACAAGAGAGAGCCAGAGAUGAGAGAUAAUGUAACUUUCAGAAAGUGUUACAACAAGAGAGAGUCAGAGAUGAGAGAUAAGGUAACUUUCAGAAAGUGUUACAACAAGAGAGAGUCAGAGAUGAGAGAUAAGAAAGUGUUAAACAAGAGUGAGUCAGAGAUGAGAGAUAAUGUAACUUUCAGAAAGUGUUACAACAAGAGAGAGUCAGAAAUGAGAGAUAGUGUAACUUUCAGAAAGUGUUAUAACAAGAGAGAGUCAGAGAUGAGAGAUAAGGUAACUUUCAGAAAGUGUUACAGGAGAGAGUCAGAGAUGGGAGAUAAUGUAACUUCCAGAAAGUGUUACAGGAGAGAGUCAGAGAUGAGAGAUAAGGUCCGUGGAAUGUAUAAAGCAAGCUUUGUUAACACGAGUAGAAGAGUCAUUCCAGAAGGAUUUUCGAUGGACAGUCUUUGUAUGCUUCACUGGAUAGGAUUGAAAUUGCUAGAUGAUACACUUCUACGGGGUGGUUCACAGCAGGUUUCUUUAAAGUUGCUCGAGUCCAUAGGGAGUUCAAGAGUGUUGCUGAGUGAGCCGGUAACCAGAAUAGAACAGAAUCAAGAUGGAAUUGCUGUUUGGUCAAAGAAUGGGUACAAUUAUAAAUGUCAGAAACUUAUAAUUGCUAUACCUCCAAUCCAGAUAGGUAAAAUUCAGUUCUGUCCCAUUCUUCCAGUUGAAAAAAGAGAAAUCAUAAAGAGAAUGCCACCAUCUAGUAUUAUCAAGUUUGUUGCUACAUAUCCUGAGGGAUUUUGGCGUAAGGCAGGUUGUUCAGGAGAAGUUGUGACUAACGGAGGAGAAAGCACAGCGAUCAGUUGUGAUCUAGGACCAGUAGGGGUUGUUUAUGAUGCUACAUCAUGUAAUGGGGAACCAGCAUUAAUAGGGUUUAUAGGAGGGAUCCAGGCAGUACAGUGGCAAUGCCAAAAUGCAGAGAGUAGAAAGUCAUCCGUAUUAAAGUCGUUAGCUGAAUUUUUUGGAGAUAAGGUGUACACAUACUUAGAUUACAAAGAGAAAAUUUGGGACCAUGAACCAUACAAUGAAGGUGGUCCAGUCAGCUGUGUGGGGACAGGGGCUAUGAGAUACUAUGCAAAGGGAUUGCGGCAACCUUUUGAUAGUAUACAUUUUGCUGGUACCGAGUCAGCCACUGUAUGGUGUGGCUUUAUGAAUGGUGCUGUUCAAGCUGGGAACCGUGCUGCUAUAGAAGUAUUGUAUGAUCUCAGGCCUCAGUUGGUUAGUGCACAAGACCUAAAAGGGAUAAAAAUGCCUAGAAAACAGUUGGUUAAAAAGGAAACUGCAGGAAAGAAGGCUGUGAAAUGGACAUUAGGAAUAAGUGUUCUAACAGUUUUGAUAUUUACAGUGAAGAAGAUCUAUGAACAAGUAUCAGGAUAACUGAAACAUCCUAUUUAUAGAACUUACUGCUAGAAAACUGCAGGUGACAGGUGCUUUGACAGGGAGUUUUUUCUGCAAUGAAAUUGCUGAGGAGAAAUAUUUGAACAUUGUCAUUUCUUCAAAGAAUUUUUCAGUUUUUGAAAAUGGAAUGGUAGGCUGUAUGUAUUUACAAGGCAUUAUUUUUGCUGGACGAACAUGUACUUGGUACUGCCAUGAAAUAUUUAAUGCUGCAUUUUGUACAGACAGCAGGAUCUGGCCUGUGAUCUAAUGUGGACAUGUUUUUAUUUUUGGCUGUGGUGGUCUUUACAGUCUAACGGGUAUGUGAUUACACUCGCUGCUAAAUACCCUUUUAUAUAUGCAGGUUCUAUGGGAUAAUGUAAAUUAUUUCAUUAUGAUAGAAAUACAAUGUUACAUGUCACACAAGUGGUGACAAGUAUUUUUGAACAAGUAAAAAAAAAAGGAAAUCCAGGUGAUUCAAAGAAGUAUGACAGGUAAUGGCAUUAACAUCAUUACACACCAUUGACAUUGCUACACAUUUCAUAUGCUGAUCAAUGAAAUAUAUUACUGUAUUAUAAUUGUUAUACCAGAUUUAUAUAGCGCCCUUUUCAUGAUAAACACGUUCAAAGGCACUUUACAUAUAGCAUAAAAGGUUUGUACAUGUGUUGUGCAAGAAUUUCAUUAAACUUGUGUUAUUUUUCUGUUAUAGUAUCAGCAGAAUCCUUAAGGGUAUGUUGGCACUCUCCCCAUGCAGACUUGGGCAUGAACCAGAUGCUUGUGGAUUCCUCUGUUGUUAUAACAUGAAAAAAACAUGCAUAUGUGUUGUUUUAUAUCAUGUAAGCUGUAACAUUCCAAAAAAAUUAUAUGACUGUAUAUACUUUUUUGAGAGGACAAGUGGCUAAGGUUGUUAUUUUGAAUUAUUGCCUCUCAUUGUCAAAGAUUUUAGCCUUUGUAUUUAUCAAGGUUUGAUAUGUGAGGAAGCCUUUAAGCUGCGUUGUAGAAUGUGAUUUUACCUAUCUGCCUGUCCUUUAAUGUCAUAAUGUCUGUGGUGCUCCUGCAUUUUAACACCCAGUGUUGAAGCUGUGAGGUUGUCAUAUUACCAUAUCAUCGAGGCUAAAAUGUGCUGUCAACAGUUUUAUUGACAGCAUAUCUAAAAAAGUAGUUUGGCCUAGUCAGCAAACAUCAGGAUUGUUAUUCAGAACUUAAGUGCACAUGAGGUUUUGUUUGAGAUUGCACCAAGAGCAGAGAUAUGGCCCUUGUCUUAGUCAAAAAUAUGCCUAAAGGUUCCAUUAGUUUGUGUCGCAUGUAUCUCGAGGGGGUGGGGGGGGAAGCGGAGAAUUGACUUUGAGUCAUCAAAUCAUAUAGGAAUACUAUUCAGCAUGUGAAGUUGUGCAUCUGUUUUCACACAGCAAGAGUAGAGUUAUGGUCCAUGACUUAGUCAGUAAUACGCAUUAAGGGUAAAAAAGUUUGUAUUGCACUUACCUUGAAAAAUUAUUGACCAGGAGUCACAAAACUUUAUAGAAAUGUUGCUCUGACAGCAUCUGAAAUUUCAAUUUGAAGUUGAAAAUACCAUUACCCAGUGGAACAAAAGUAGAAGAAAAGUCUAGCCAUUUUAUGUGACUGUGAUAUUUUGUUGCAUGCUGUACAAUUUCUGUACUGCUAUAUUUCCAUAGAUUAAUAAUUUUUAAAUUCAGAGAUAGUCUCUGAUAAUUAGGAACACAGUGUGUUUGUUUUAUUUCAGGUUUGUUAAAACAAUAGAUCAAUAAAUGACAAAAAAAUAAAA